Penicillium subrubescens is the source of this 492-nucleotide messenger RNA. Its product is annotated as ethanolamine utilization protein. Lineage: Eukaryota; Fungi; Ascomycota; Eurotiomycetes; Eurotiales; Aspergillaceae. The coding region runs from base 1 to 492 and encodes 163 amino acids. The record is from RefSeq and is a predicted model, not a curated record. The transcript is spliced from 5 exons.
AUGUUCCCCACCUCCGGGCAGGGCGCCCGGGUGAGUUUUACCGCCUCUGGUUAUCGGACGCGGGGGAAAGAAAGCAAAAUGUCUAGCAACCUCGUUCCUCUUACCGUCAUCAAGGGCGCUGGCCACGAGUUUAUCCCCCUGCCGCAGGGUGAAAACGCUACUACGGCCGACUUCCACUCAAUUCGCACUAAGACUGAAUCUCCCGCGCCUCUUACGUCAGGUUUCUAUAAGAUCGAGGCUGGUCCUCAAAGGCCCGCGCAUUACACCUUUGAAGAGACCAAGUAUGUCCUGAGUGGUCAGAUCGACGUUUUGGACGAGGCCACGGGAAUCACACACCACCUAGUUCCCGGAGAUUUUGCUUUCUUCUACGUCGGAUCUAAAGUCAAGUUCUCGACCAAGUCUCAUGGGUUUGCGUUCUACGCUGUGACCCGACCUGUCCGAACCCCUCACCCUAACCUUCAAGGUCGGGAGGAAGACAAGGCAAGAUUGUGA